Messenger RNA from Homalodisca vitripennis (glassy-winged sharpshooter), 679 nucleotides. RefSeq lists its product as uncharacterized. NCBI's taxonomy places the organism in Eukaryota, Metazoa, Arthropoda, Insecta, Hemiptera, Cicadellidae. The transcript has 5 exons. The coding region runs from base 164 to 679 and encodes 171 amino acids. The record is from RefSeq and is a predicted model, not a curated record.
AUUAAUGCAAUAUAGUUUGUUGUAAUUUUGAUGUUUUAAUUAUACAUUUUAAAAAUAAAACUUUUGUUGUGUUUGUAUCACAUUAUUUUACUUCUAAUUUAAUGUAUUCUAUUGUGGUUCUAGUUAAUACAGUAUAGACUAGGUUUAUUAAUUUUUCAACAAAAUGGGAAAUUAUCAUAAACUACCUGAUGUCCAAGAAGUAGAGGAGCAGGAAGAAGAAGAAAAUUCUACUAUAUGUUCUGCAAAAUCUACAAGACAUCAAAGAAAAGAUCAUGAUAAAAUUCCACUACAAUACACCAACAGAAGAAGAGUUGAGAGGGUAUCAGCUGAUAGUAGUAAGAGCAAUGAGGAGAGAAAAAAAGAAAAUGAGCAAGAAUUCGAGAAUAUACGUUCACAAAUUGAAGAUUAUUCAAUCUCUAAAGGGCAUUCGUCACAGAGGUCAAACAAUAGGAAAUCGUGUUCAGCUUCCCAACAGUGCCUCCUCAUCAGGCAGCUCUCAUCCUGCUACCGUAGCCUCAGAAGAGUGCUGGACAAUGGGCGACGGUACUUCUCUCCACCAAGUCCUGCUCGACCAAGACCCCGGCGACAGGAAGCCCUGCUCGACCUUGACCCAAGCCCUGAACUGUUCAGCACCCAAAGAGCAGAAAAAUUAAUUAUAAGAACUAUCAUCAAGGUUUAA